Molecule: messenger RNA, 537 nt
Organism: Polychytrium aggregatum
Lineage: Eukaryota; Fungi; Chytridiomycota; Chytridiomycetes; Polychytriales
Product: ubiquitin-related domain-containing protein
Exons: 5
Coding region: 78-338 (86 amino acids)
Biological process (GO): protein sumoylation
Cellular component (GO): nucleus
Molecular function (GO): ubiquitin-like protein ligase binding; protein tag activity
Source: RefSeq, a predicted model, not a curated record
AGCUUUCUCCCGUUCCGCUCGCUCUGACCCGCUUUGCCUCCAUCACUACCACCACUACCACCACCGCCGCCGCCGCCAUGUCCGAAGAACGAAAGGUCGAGCAAAUCACCCUCAAGGUCGUCGACGCUGACGGCGCCGAAAUCGCAUUCAAAAUCAAGAAGAACACUCUGCUGAAAAAGCUCAUGGACACCUACACCUCCAAGACCGGCAAGGCCCCCAACUCGAUCCGCUUCUCAUACGACGGCACCCGCAUUUCUCCUGAGGAUACUCCCGAGUCGCUCGAGAUGGAGGAUGGCGACCAGAUCCAAGUUCAGCCCGAACAGACCGGCGGAUGCUGAACGGGCAUGCAGCGGACUCUUCCCGCUGUUCACCGACUCGCUGCUGGUCGAUGAGCUUUGCGCUCCCCCCACCUUUCCCACCUCGAUAGCAGUCCUGCUGCGACGAUCCGGACCGAGACCAAUAAACCAGACGGAUGCACCGUCCGGGUCCUGUCUUUUCGAUCCUCAGGCCAGGUCCGCCGGCCCUCCUGGGUCCUCC